UUCUCCGCAUGCUCCUACACGCACACCUCCUACGCAACCUCCUCUCCGCAUCCCAUCUCCAGGCAGCGACCUCCAUGCACUGAGAGAGACCCAGAUAACAGCAUCACUCUGUCAAGAGGAUAUAGCCAAAGACGAAACCGAAAAGAGAAACAUGGCGCUCAUCCCUUCCCAGGUUUUAAGGGUAGCGAUCCUCCUGUCGUAUUUCUCCAUCCUCUGCAAUUAUAAAGCAAUUGAUAUGCCCGCUCAUCAAACUUACGGCGGUAGCUGGAAGUUUUUAACAUUCAUAGAUCUGGUCAUCCAGGCGGUGUUCUUCGGUGUGUGUGUGCUGACUGACCUGUCCAGCCUGCUGACCAAAGGCAGUGAGAGUCAGGAGCAGGAGAGACAGCUGAAGAAACUGAUCAGCUUGAGGGACUGGAUGAUGGCUGUGCUGGCUUUCCCAGUCGGAGUGUUUGUCGUGACCAUGUUCUGGGCCCUCUACCUCUACGACAGAGACCUGGUGUACCCGAGACUACUGGACAACUUCAUACCACAGUGGCUAAACCAUGGGAUGCACACUACAGUGCUUCCCUUCAUCUUAAUUGAGAUGAGAACGACACAUCACCAGUAUCCCAGCAGGCUCUGUGGACUGCUGGCAGUGUGCAGCUUUGCAGUGGGUUAUGUUCUCUGGAUGUGUUGGGUUCACCAUGUCACAGGGGUGUGGGUGUACCCUCUGUUGGAGCACAUCGGCCCCGUCGCCAAGGUCGUCUUCUUCUCCUCCCUGACCGCAUUGAUUAACAUCUACUACGUCCUCGGGGAAAUACUCAACAGCUACAUUUGGGACUCCUCAAAAUGUGUUCCAGACUCAGACAAACCCAAAACAGACUGAAACCCAGGACAGAAGAGGAAGUGUCCAUUUGCUGCGUUACACUCUCAGUAUAAACCCAGCACUUGCAAGGCCAGAACUUAAAAAAACAUAUCUUGUAUAAAUUAUGUGCUGGAAGAAUCAAAUUUGAUUGCUUCAUUUUUGUAACAGAACCUAUAAGCUAUUUUUUUUUUUUUUUUUGCCAAUGGAACCCCCCUUCGGGUUGUUGGAAUGUGUCUCAGAGCUCAGAGAACGCCUGAAAGUUGUCAUUGAGAAAUUAAUCUUUCAGUGUCACGGGAGUAGAUACAUCGCUGAGGGAGGGUUCUAUGAAUUCAGGUAUUAUUCUUUUUAUCAAGUUAAUAUGUUCUGAAGACCAGCUAUAAUUUGAGCACCUAAUUUCUCAUGUCUCAUAUUAAAUUAUCUUUUUUUCUUCAAGUAUAUUUAAGAUGCUUACAUGCACUAAGAAUUAGAUUUCUUUUUUUCUGAACGUGGAAAAGUUUCUAUCAGAGCUGCUGAACAUGAAUGCUAGCCUUUUCAUGGCUUCGCUUAGAGCUGUGCUACAGAAUGUAAUUCUCUAGAACAGCCAAAAACAGGGAAUAAUUGCUUUCAAAGCAGCAUUCUUGUGUUGUAUGAUUUUUUGUUGUAUGUUUUUUGUCACUUGACCACUGAUGUUUCACCUUAUGGUCUUCCAUUUAAAAAAGGUGUUAAUUAAUGGACAUAUUUGGAUCAGAGCAAUCAGAAGUUGAGACAGUGACGGGGCAUUCUCUUUAAGCUUAUUUUCAAGGCACCAAGAGCUGUUCUCUGGGAAUUUAUCUGUAGCUUACCUGACCAUUCUCUUUUAAGAUACAAUUUCAAUUACCAAUCAAUAUUAACUUAAGGUUUUCUAGGAAACCUCAGUAAGUGCAUGAACCUUCAGGGGAAGUGUUUAGUUGGACGUACCAAGGAGACUCCAAGUACUUUGCCUACAGAAAUAAAAAAAAAUGAUAUUGGGAUGUCCAACAAAGUACUUUUCCUGGGUUUAUUUGGUCACAGAACAACCCUGGGUGCCUUGUGCUGUGGCUGUCCACUGUGAAUGAGGAGGGAAAAGCUUUGUGAAGGGGGUUUGGCUGCGGCUGCCUCCCUCUCAGGUUCAGCUCAAUGGGCUGUCCCAGGGACGGGAGGGGCAGCUAUUCAAUUAAAGAGAAAAAUCACUCCGUUUAUGAUUUACUGUUUGUGCUGUAUUUUCUCUGGCGUUUCUCUGCCCAGCGACAGACACAGGCCGAGCCCAAACAUAACAAUUCCUUUGCACUGCACAGAGCAAGCAUUUAACAAGAAGCACACAUUCCAGCCCUCUGGAGAAGGACUUAGUUCCCACAGCAGUACAUUAAAAAAGAUGUGUUUGUGCGUGUGUGCA
Megalops cyprinoides (Indo-Pacific tarpon) is the source of this 2234-nucleotide messenger RNA. RefSeq names its product androgen-induced 1 (H. sapiens) (gene aig1). The transcript has 6 exons. Bases 152 to 865 code for a protein of 237 amino acids. Gene Ontology annotation, cellular component: membrane; endomembrane system. NCBI's taxonomy places the organism in Eukaryota, Metazoa, Chordata, Actinopteri, Elopiformes, Megalopidae. The record is from RefSeq and is a predicted model, not a curated record.